UGCGUAUUUCAGCUGAGAGUCUAAAUAAAAAAGCUUACAUUGAUUGGCUGUUUUACAUUUUAACAUUUCAACAACAAUUAACCAUUGUGAAUUUUUAAUUUGUUUCAUUUAAACAUUAUUUUCGGAAGGUUCAAAAUGUCGCGAAAACCUAAGGAUUUAGUUGCUUUGGUCGUCGAUUGUGGCCCGAAUAUGAGACAAGAGUAUAGAAAUGGCCAAACUUACAUGGAUUUGGUUAAAACUUGCCUGACUCAGAUCAUAGAACAGAAGAUCUUUUGUCAAUCUAAAUUUGAAUACAUUUUGAUUGGCUUAGGGAUCGAUGAUUCGAAAAAUGCAGAAAAAUCCGAAUACCCAUUUGUUGCUAGAUUGAGUGAUCUUGGUGUUGCCAAUCUCAAAUUGCUGAAAACUAUUAAAUCAUUGGAACCUACAGAUAAUGUGGGUAAAUUGAUUGAUGUAUUGAGUUAUACUGCUGAGUUAAUGCAUACGCUACCAAACCCUAAAACAAAAUAUGAGCGUAAAAAAAUUGGAUUAUUCACAAAUUUUAGUUUUACUAUAAGUGGACCUGAGGCUAUCCUCUAUUCUUGUAAUAUCGGUAAACCUCGCGAGUUGUACCUCAACGUUGUAUGCCGUUACACGUUCGAUGAGCUUUCCGCAAGACGUAAUCUUUUUCCAUGCCAUGAUCAUUUUCUUCAACUCUUGAUUAACUUGGACAAAUUAACCUCAGUUUUUACUUUUGACUUUGCUGUCUCUAGCCUGCCUUACUUUGAACCUUCUGAACAAAAUGCUGCUCCAUGGUAUACUAGAAUCUGUGUUGGACAAGAUUUGAUGUUUCCAGUCACUGGUUAUAUUAAAACCACGGAGCAUAAAAAACGAACAUGGUCAAAAGCUUAUAUUGAACCUUCUGAAAAGGAUUCACAAUAUGAACCUUCUGAAGAUAGAGAAUCUCAUCAUCAAGCCAGCAUACCGCUUUCUCGAAAUGUAAAUUACAAAACUAGCGAGGAAUCUAAUAUUGAGCUGGACAAAGAAGAGAUAGCUAAAGCUUAUCUAUUAGGUAAAAUUAUUGUACCUGUUACGCCCGAAGAUGAAGAAGCCAUGAAAUUUCAAAGCUUUUGGCCACCUGCUGUUCGAGUGCUAUUUUGGACCCCUCAGGAUAACAUCAGACAGUUUUUCUUUACUGGAUCUAGAUCAAUGAUUUUUAUUCCUGAUAUUAGAGCGAAAGAUUUCGCCCCUUCCGUUGCUUUUAAUGUAUUAACUCAUGCAAUGUUGGACGCAAAAAGUGUUGCAAUAGUUUCUAUGAUGAGAACAAUUCGAUGCAAUCCUCAAAUCGGAUGUCUUACUCCAUGUUAUAUGGGUGACUCAUUAGUUCUUAUUUAUAACCAAUUACCUUUCGCUGAAGACAUCAGGCGCUAUUCAUUUCCACCUUUGAUUGAUGAGAAAGAAAGACCACAAGAUGUCCCUUCGAACAGUGAAUUAGAUUUAGUUGAUGAUUUGAUUAAAAUGAUGAGUCUAGUUGAAAAGGACCCAUCUGGAAACCUUGUGGAAUAUCUGAAUUGUGAAGCUGUACAUGAUCCAUUUGACAGGAUUCAAUUUAAAGCCAUUGUUCAUCGAUACUUGACGCCAAAUGUUCCGCUGCCCAAAGAGAUUAUCGAGGAUCAAACGCUUACUACGCCACCACACAUUUUAAAGCGCUGUGAAGCAGUUUUUCGGAAUCUCAAAGAAAAGUUCAAAUUAGUCGAAACUUUAAAGCGGUUUUCAUCCCAACAGAAUUCAAACAAUAUUUGCAACCCACCGAAGAAGAUAAAAUCUGAAAGCGAUUUAGAAACGCUGACUGAGGUAUCCUUAAACAAAGGCCUAAUAGAAUCAGAAAAUGGAGUUGAUAAAUCGAGUCUAGAGCUAGACAGCGCAACAAUGGAAAUGUUUACCAAAUUCACUCAGCAACUGAACGAACUAGCCAAAGAUCUUCUUGGUUUCAACGAUGGUAAAAUAAUCAAAAUUAUUGAGGAGUAUCGAAAAAAAAGUAUCGAAUUCAAUGCUCCGUAUGUUUUUAAUCAGUUCAUGAUGAGUUACAAAAAACAAAUAUCUCAUAAGUCAGUCUGGAAGAUGAUAGUUAAGAAACAAAUUACAUUGAUUUCCAAUAAAGAGAUUAGUGCUAGUGAAAUAUCUCCCGAUGAAGCUAUGCAAUUCAUCAACUGAUUUGUUUUCAAAAAUUGCAAUUAUUCACCAAUUCGAUUUGAGUCCAGCGUUAAAUUUUGUAAAAUUUUAUUGAUACUUUCAUAAAUAUGAAUAAAAGGUUUAUUUCUUA
Molecule: messenger RNA, 2299 nt
Organism: Tetranychus urticae (two-spotted spider mite)
Lineage: Eukaryota; Metazoa; Arthropoda; Arachnida; Trombidiformes; Tetranychidae
Product: DNA repair protein Ku80
Biological process (GO): telomere maintenance; double-strand break repair via nonhomologous end joining
Cellular component (GO): Ku70:Ku80 complex
Molecular function (GO): telomeric repeat DNA binding; double-stranded DNA binding
Source: RefSeq, a predicted model, not a curated record